Zeugodacus cucurbitae (melon fly) is the source of this 1079-nucleotide messenger RNA. Its product is annotated as transcription factor Adf-1-like. The record is from RefSeq and is a predicted model, not a curated record. NCBI's taxonomy places the organism in Eukaryota, Metazoa, Arthropoda, Insecta, Diptera, Tephritidae. The coding region runs from base 43 to 540 and encodes 165 amino acids. The transcript has 3 exons. Gene Ontology annotation, biological process: regulation of transcription by RNA polymerase II. Gene Ontology annotation, cellular component: nucleus; transcription regulator complex.
UAUAUUUAAUUUGCCAUUUGAUAAAUAAUCCGAAUAAACACAAUGAAUGAUGAAAAAUUAAUAGAAGAAGUGCGGGCGCGUGAAAUUUUAUAUAACAAGGCCUGCGUAGGCUACCGAGUGCCGAGCCGGAAGAGGGACGCGUGGGUAAGCGUGGCGAAGGAGCUAGGUGCUACUGAAGAGCAGUGCUCGAAGAGGUGGCUGACUCUAAGGGAAAGAUUCAGUAGGGUGGUAAGGAAAAUGGAGGCACCAUCAGGAAGUGGGGCGAGUAACGCCGAAACCUGGCCGUUGUUCGAUAAUAUGAGCUUUUUAAAACUAUAUAUACGGCCCAGACCAAAUCGUUGCACCACAAACAUUUUAGAUGAUAUGUUUUCGCAGGAGCUGUUGGAGCCAAUUAGUUUUGAAUGUUCUCAGACUAAUUUAUCGUCGCCUUCGGAGUUGUCGUUUUCAACUCCGAUCCGGAAAAGAGUAAAGAAAACAAACAGCGAUGACGACGGCUGCUUCCGGAGAUAUAAUUUAUUCCCGAACGGACAGACGGAAUAAAAGUGCCAAUAAAUAUAAUAAAAAUUGUACAUACUGUAAAAGAAGAUCGCGGUGCAACCAUUCUAACUGAGAGAGGAAAAAUUAUCCAUAAGGACAGCAUUCGAAGACAGGCUACAGCAUGUACAGCGGUAUUGUAAUAUUAUUUACAAUUUACUCCUCUUUUGCAGAUUUAGUGACUGACCUCAGUAAUAGAAAAUUUGUUUUGACUGAGACAGACAUAGUGUAUUUAUUUGAAGACACACAAUUUUUGUACCAUGUAGCCAAUUUAACGACUAUACUUACACCGUACGAAAAUAUAAUGAGAAACAGGUAUAAUGCAAAUCCGAAUGAAGAAGAGGCUAUUCUUGUCAGUAAAAUAGAGGCUUUAAAAUCACAAUUAAUACACACAAACUAUAGGUCACGACGUUCAUUCCGCCGAAUAUGUCAUGAUUUUAAUUCUCAUUCCAGCACAUUUGAUCCAUCUGACUUAACCUUUAGCAUCAAAAAAACUAUUUUGUCUUUUCUUAAUAAGUAAUAUUCAGCAAUUUUUAACUUUUUGU